Molecule: messenger RNA, 1293 nt
Organism: Orbilia oligospora ATCC 24927
Lineage: Eukaryota; Fungi; Ascomycota; Orbiliomycetes; Orbiliales; Orbiliaceae
Exons: 6
Coding region: 1-1293 (430 amino acids)
Biological process (GO): vesicle-mediated transport; intracellular protein transport
Cellular component (GO): clathrin-coated vesicle; clathrin adaptor complex
Molecular function (GO): clathrin-cargo adaptor activity
Source: RefSeq, a predicted model, not a curated record
AUGGCAUCGGCAAUCUUCUUUCUCGACCUGAAGGGCAAGACCCUCCUUGCGCGAAACUACCGAGGCGACAUUCCCAUGUCCGCCGUCGAAAAGUUCCCGGUUCUUCUCCUUGAGGCUGAAGAAGAAAGCUCUGCCGUCCCUCCAUGCUUCUCUCACGAAGGAAUCAAUUACCUCUAUAUCAGGCAUAACAACCUAUAUCUCCUCGCCCUUACCAAACGUAACAGCAAUGCUACCGAAAUACUACUAUUCCUGCAUAAAGUUGUGGCCGUCUUUACCGAGUAUUUCAAGGAACUCGAAGAAGAGAGUAUACGUGACAACUUUGUCAUCAUAUAUGAGUUGUUGGACGAGAUGAUGGACUUUGGAUACCCCCAAACGACAGAGACAAAGAUUUUACAGGAAUACAUUACCCAAGAAUCCCACAAACUCGAGGUUCAAGCCAGACCCCCAAUCGCUCUCACAAAUGCCGUAUCCUGGCGUUCCGAAGGUAUCAGAUACCGCAAGAACGAAGUCUUCCUAGAUGUUAUCGAAUCCGUGAACCUACUCGUGAACUCCAACGGCAACGUUCUCCGAUCCGAAAUCCUAGGUGCCAUCAAGAUGAAAUGUUAUCUCUCCGGUAUGCCGGAACUACGAUUAGGAUUAAACGACAAAGUUAUGUUUGAAAGUACGGGAAGAACCAGCAGAGGAAAACAGAUUGAGAUGGAAGAUGUCAAGUUUCAUCAGUGUGUCAGGCUGUCUAGAUUUGAAAACGAUAGAACGAUUAGUUUCAUUCCUCCGGAUGGAGAGUUUGAACUUAUGAGCUAUCGGUUGAAUACGGCAGUUAAACCUUUGAUUUGGGUCGAGUGUGUUGUGGAGAACCACUCGAAUACCAGGAUUGAAUAUAUGCUUAAGGCGAAAGCACAAUUCAAACGCCGGUCUACAGCCAAUAACGUCGAAAUUAUUGUUCCCGUUCCUGAAGAUGCCGACACCCCUCGUUUCCGAACCAAUACAGGCUCAGUCCAUUACGCCCCUGAAAAGUGUGCUAUAGUUUGGAAAAUCAAACAAUUCGGAGGAGGCAAGGAAUUUUUGAUGAGAGCGGAACUGGGUCUGCCCAGCGUUAAGGAACAAGAACCAGAGAGGAAGAAGAGGCCUAUUAGCGUCAAAUUCGAGAUCCCUUACUUUACAGUCAGCGGUAUUCAAGUCAGAUACUUGAAAAUCAUCGAGCCAAAGUUGCAAUACCCAAGUUUACCCUGGGUACGUUAUAUCACACAGACAGGCGAGUACGAAGUCAGGUUACCCGAGCCGACUCAAACAUAG